This is a messenger RNA of Exophiala xenobiotica, 3715 nucleotides long. RefSeq lists its product as uncharacterized. The transcript has a single exon. The record is from RefSeq and is a predicted model, not a curated record. Lineage: Eukaryota; Fungi; Ascomycota; Eurotiomycetes; Chaetothyriales; Herpotrichiellaceae. The coding region runs from base 2272 to 2721 and encodes 149 amino acids.
CGGUAAUCGAAUGCUCAGUGGCUGACGCUGCUGCCACCUCUCCCUAAAGCCGUCCGACUGUCGUGCUUGCAAAAUGAGAUAUGCCGACGAGUUCCUUGUUCGCCGGUUCCGACCAGUAAGCGAAUGCUCAAUCGUCGACGCCGCUGCACCAGAUCCUUGAAUCCAACCGACAACCUGUAACAUGAGCGUAUGCUGAAAGCAUCUUCCUAUCCAUUUGCCCAGCAGCAAUCAAAUAAUAGUCGGUCAGCGCCGCACCGACACCCUGAAACGGCCAACCGACAGUCAUGCUUUCAAGACCUGCUGAGAAGGUCCUUUGUCUGUGAUGCCGAGCGGCACCAAAACGAUCGGGUCUCGACGCCGCAUGAACAUCCCCAACACACCGCCCAGUAUUCCCUCCAGCAAGAUGAUCGUUUGUCCAUUGCCCAGCAGCGAUCAACUGGUCGAUCGUCAUUGCCCCAGCAAUAUCCUGAAAUAGCCUACCGACAUUCGUGCUUGCAAGGUGAGUGCCCGCCGGGAAGGCUGACUGCGCCCUUUGCUUGGACUGGCGAGCAAUACCCAUCAUCGUCAAUUGUCAACGCGGCUGCAACAUCCCCACGACCCCAUCAAUAUAGACCAUCCUGAAACCAUCGCCACGAAGCCAUCGCCACGCUACUAGCAGAAGGCCAUAACUAUCAACCAUCACCACCAGUACAUCCCUUCUAACUUUGACGUUGCAAGACGAGUGACGAUGAGAAGUUCUAUCGCCCCUUUUGCCGCUGCUCCCCACCACCUCGACGGAGGACCUAGCCGUCGAUGCCUCCCAACCACAACUCAUGCUACUGUCAUUGUCAAUGUCAAAGUCACAGCCACAGCCCCAUACCUAUUCACCACGACGGUGAACUCCUCCUCCUGCCAUCCUGCCACGUCGACGAAGUUGAAAUCCGAGUCACGUUCCCCCGAACGUGCAAAGCUUAUCGGAGGCCUCCCACCACCUGACAAUCCUCCGAAAGGCGUUGUGCAAGAGGAAUGUUUUGAUAAGAGAUGAUUUCGUUGAGCAAGAUUUGUGUCCUCCGGUCUGAAUCAUCCUUCAAGAAGAAAUAUGGAGUCUUUCCACAAGAGCAAAGGAACUGGGCGGCUUCUGGACAAGACAGUGAGAGAACCUUGCAGGAUUGUUCGCCAAAGUUGAGCUGGAAGGAGGCUGGAACCCGACACUGACACCACCGAGGAGAGCAUUGAUUGCACGUCCUGUUCGAUACACGCUGGACAUGGUCUGGAGACAGUUCGCAAGGCUUUCACAGUCAGCUUGGUAAGCGUGCUGCGAUUCGGGAGGGACACACCACUGCAAGAGCAUUGCUUAUCCCUGUCGCUGGACACGCUCUGGACAUCACCUGGGGACAGCUGCAGAGCUGUUUGACCAACUUAGACUGGAUGCUGACAUUGACACGCUCAAGAAGCAUGCUUGCCCGCCUCGUUGGACACUAGCUGGACAUCGGCUGCAGACAACGUGGAAGGCUGUCUGACAGAGUCAUGCUGGAAGCGGCUACAACUCGACCAGGACACUCCAUUGAGGAAGAAGUCGAGCGCUGGUUCUGUUCGACACACGCUGAUACGGCUGGAGACCACUUGCAGAUCUGUUUGACCAAGCUACACUAGGAGCAGAUGGGAGCUUGACAUCGACACACACUGAAGAAGCAUGCUAGCGAUCAAAGGCACUCACAGCUUAGACUAGGUGAAAGUACAGCCGGUUGCAAGCCUAGGCUUUACAGCCUCAAGCCCUCCAAAUGUUGGAGGACUCGGUGGUCGACGUGUCUGUCAGUGUGUGGUGGACUUUGCCGCCGUUGAUGCUCCGACAUCACUGUCGUUUGGUCGUGCGUCAUUGCUGCCGUUGCGUGGUCUCGAAUUGUUCCCAUCAUGUAUGGCUUUGGCAAGAUGCCGGUGCUCAUCGACAUUGUUCUGCUGUGUCUCUUCUUGACAAGAUGCCUAUGUGCUUUGAAAUUGUUCACGUUCAAUGUGGUUCGACGUUGCCGCCAUUGGAAUGGGCUCCGGUUUAGUGCCUGUACUGCCGGAGAGAAAGGCAUCAGCAACAUAUGGCUUUACACGAUCCGCACUUGCCAUCUCUUCACAAUCCCAAGGAAGAUGACAACAUGUGAAGCCAUUUCAAUGUUGGAGGGAGAAUUCGAUUGUUGGCCUUCUGAACUCAGCUGGAAGAAGCCUUGAGUCCCUGCUAUCCUCUGCCACUCCCGACCUACUUCAUCGAGGGCCAGCAGUCCGCAUCGAUCCUUCUGGGCCGACAUGAUGGGAAAAGCGACUCAUAGCGCACCUCGCUAUGCUCAUCCUGGGCCUUUCUUAAUGGUGACGAACCCUGAUCGUGUCUGGUCAAGCGUUUUGCUUCUCUCCCGCCUCCACUGUCCAUAUUUUGAGAGAGUCCACACUUGGCGUUGGGUUGGACAGCAGAGGCAGCACCAGCGCCGGCAACAGACCCUCAUCGCUGCUGACUCUGAAGAAGCUAUACGCAGUUUGUCAAGCAGCUUCAUCAACAAGAUGAACAGCACCGACCAGGUUCUCGCACUCCCCGCUCACUGCACUGAUACUACUUACAUUCGAACCCUUCUAUGUUCGGAAGUUACGGAAGAACGAUACUGCGACGCACUCUCUGCGUGCAGUGCCUGUCGGCUCCAGUAUUCGCCGAGCCACUGGCCCAGAUUCAACUUUCGCAUUACUGUCAACCGUAAGAGAGAUUGAUGACUGCAAAGGCUCUCCGUUGGGAGCUUGCGAGUCCAAGUGUACAUGGUAAUUACUACCUCUCAUGCUAGGGCCUAGCAUUGCCUAGGAUUUUGACAUUUGCAUCAUCUACAUCAUAACCAGUCCUUGUUACCUCGAAAGCCCCAUACGGCGAAAGAGCUCUUUCCUGAAUUCUGCAGCGCCUCCUCUCAUCCGAUCAGCGGCACCUCUAUUCUCCACGAGCCUAUCGGGUCAAGUAUUGCAUACACUCCUGAAUGCUACCCCAUGUCAGACAUUUGUACACUUUUGGAACAAAAGCCGUCUCUCGAGAUGAUUCAUCUUGCUGUUUGACAUCGUCUGCCGCUUGGAGCAAUUCGCAACCGAUGUCAUCAGCCAUUCCCUGAAGUUGUCAAAUUCGGGAACCACUUUCAAUCUUGACUGAGCUGCCAAUUCUGUCGCCAGACGAGUGGCUGUACGAAUGGUCUUGGUGUUAUGACCCGCCAACAACAGGUCAAAUUGAGCUGUCUGAGUACCGGCCAAUGCUGGAAAUUCUCCUUUGAGGGCAUCUUGGACGAUACCAUUGUACGACGCAUCUGUUUCGGCUUUCGUGUCGUGGAUUCUCUCUCGGAUAUCGUUGCUGAUAUAUGCACCUCGAACGAGCUUGAUCCCUGACCGCCAUCCUUCUUUUUGAGCAAGUUGCAGUUGGUGGUCGAUCUUAUCCCUUGAUGAUUUAAGGUACACUUGGACCGUGUUGUAUAUCAGAGCGCGUUGUUCCGGACGAUUGAAACGACGCAUGAAGUCAAAGGUCCACUGAUCUAUGGUCGCUUGCAAGAACUGUUGCUCUGCGUCGAUCCAUAUCCGGCAUCCUCUGGUGGUUGCGCGCUCACAGAUCUGUUCCAUGGCUUCAAUGAACUUUGGAGGAGCCUGGUGGCCUUGCAUCAAAGCUCCGGUGAUGUGGUUGCCGGCUCCCGUAUAUCUAUACAGUGUGAGUCGUUUCCUAGUAGCAAUGAUCAAU